Molecule: messenger RNA, 2088 nt
Organism: Saitoella complicata NRRL Y-17804
Lineage: Eukaryota; Fungi; Ascomycota; Saitoellomycetes; Saitoellales; Saitoellaceae
Product: transketolase
Exons: 2
Coding region: 1-2088 (695 amino acids)
Biological process (GO): pentose-phosphate shunt
Cellular component (GO): cytosol
Molecular function (GO): transketolase activity
Source: RefSeq, a predicted model, not a curated record
AUGGCUUUCUCUGAGGUUGACGUUAAGUGCAUCAACACUAUCCGUACGCUGGCCGUGGAUAUCACCACCAAGUCCAAGUCCGGACACCCUGGUGCCCCCAUGGGUAUGGCUCCUGUCUCUCACGUCCUCUUCAACAAGUUCAUGAAGUUCAACCCCAAGAACCCCAGAUGGAUGAACCGUGACCGUUUCAUUCUCUCCAACGGACACGCAUGUGUGUUGCAGUACACCCUCCUUCACUUGUUCGGUUACCCUAUGUCCAUGAAGGACCUCCAGGAGUUCCGUCAGCUCGGCUCUGCUACCCCUGGUCACCCCGAGUCCCACGAGACCGCUGGUAUUGAGGUCACCACUGGUCCCCUCGGUCAGGGUGUUGGCAACGCUGUCGGUCUCGCCAUGGCCCAGGCUCACUUGGGUGCCACCUUCAACAAGCCCGGAUACAACGUCAUUGACAACUACACCUACUGUUUCUUCGGUGACGGUUGUAUGAUGGAGGGUGUUGCCUCUGAGGCCAUGUCUCUUGCCGGUCACUUGCAGCUUGGUAACCUCAUCUGCGUUUACGACGACAACCACAUCUCCAUCGACGGUGACAUCAACUGUGCCUUCACUGAGGACGUUAUGAUGCGCCUCGAGGCUUACGGAUGGCACACCGUUGUCGUCGGUGACGGUGACAACGACUUGAACUCCAUUGAGCAGGCUCUUGCUGAGUGUAAGAAGGUCACCGACAAGCCUUCCUGCAUUAAGCUGCGCACCACCAUCGGUUACGGAUCCAAGCUCGAGGGCACUCACGGUGUCCACGGUAACCCCUUGAAGGGCGACGAUGCCGAGCAGGUCAAGGCGAAGUUCGGCUUCAACCCCAAGGAGAACUUCCACGUUCCCCAGGAGGUCUACGACUACUACCACAACACCGCUGCUCAGGGUGCUAAGGCUGAGGAGGAGUGGAACGCUAUGUUCGCCAAGUACGCUCAGGAGUAUCCCGACCUCGCCAAGGAGUUCACCCGUCGUGCUGAGCAGAAGCUCCCUGAGGGCUGGGAGAAGUCCCUCCCUACCUACACCACCUCUGACCCCGCUAUCGCUUCCCGUAAGCUUUCCGAGAACGUCCUCACUGCCCUUUCCGACGUUCUCCCCGAGUUGGUCGGUGGUUCCGCCGAUUUGACCGGUUCCAACUUGACCCGUUGGGGUAAGGCUAUCGACUUCCAGCCCCCUGCCACUGGUCUCGGUGAGUACUCUGGUCGUUACAUCCGCUACGGUGUCCGUGAGCACGCCAUGGCUGCCAUCAUGAACGGUUUGUCUGCCUACUCCGGUAUCAUCCCCUACGGUGGUACCUUCUUGAACUUCGUUUCUUACGCUGCCGGUGCCAUCCGUCUCUCCGCCCUUUCCCAGCUCCGUGCCAUCCACGUCGCUACCCACGACUCCAUUGGUCUCGGUGAGGACGGUCCUACCCACCAGCCUGUUGAGACUGCUGCCCACUUCCGUGCCCUCCCUAACUGCAUGUUCUGGCGCCCUGCUGACGGUAACGAGACCUCCGCUGCCUACUACUGCGCCUUGACUGCCAAGGAGACCCCCUCCAUCAUCGCUCUCUCCCGUCAGAAUCUUCCUCAGUUGGAGGGCUCCGUCAUCCAGAAGGGUGUCCGUGGUGGUUACACUUUGAUCGACCCCGAGGACGGCAAGGCCGAUGUCAUCAUCGUCUCUACCGGUUCCGAAGUCUGCAUCUGUGUUGACGCCGUCAAGGUUCUCAAGGAGCAGGGUCUUAAGGCCCGUAUCGUCUCUCUUCCCUGCUGGGAGGUCUUUGACCAGCAGGAUCAGGAGUACCAGCUCUCUGUCUUCCCCGACGGUGCCCCUAUCUUGUCCGUCGAGGCCUACUCUACCCUCGGAUGGCAGAAGUACUCUCACGAGCAGCACGGUAUCAACGGCUUCGGUGCCUCUGGUCCUUACCUCGAUGUCUACAAGAAGUUCGAGCUCACUCCUGAGGAUGUUGCUGAGAAGGCCAAGGCUACUGUUGAGUUCUGGAAGGGCGUUUCCCCCAUCCGCUCUCCCCUCCGCAGGGCUUUCGAGCAGAAGAACGUCCACACCUUGGUCGGUGUUCACCACUAA